Molecule: messenger RNA, 1370 nt
Organism: Clupea harengus (Atlantic herring)
Lineage: Eukaryota; Metazoa; Chordata; Actinopteri; Clupeiformes; Clupeidae
Product: androgen-dependent TFPI-regulating protein
Cellular component (GO): membrane; endomembrane system
Source: RefSeq, a predicted model, not a curated record
UCCAAAGUUUUGCCUGUAUUUUUGCAAAAGAAGACACAUUUAAAUUGAGACUAAUGUGUAGGGGUACUGUACUUCUUAAAAGGGGAGGGCAGAUUAAUGACUUUAUCUUAGUCAUGCUUUAGGAAUUUUACACUGUGCUUGUGUAACGGACUAGUUUUAAAUGUCAAAUUAGUUGCAAAUGUCAGUUAGGUCAUAAAUACCAUGACUGCAUUUUCCAAUGAGGGUUCAUAGGUUCAUUCUCUGACAGUUUUCUUCAGUAGGAUAUUGUAUUUAUAUUUGGUCGUCAGUUGCACAAGUUAUUGUCCUCUUUACUAUUUCAGUCUAAAGUUUUAACACUUGCUCAGGACGUCAUAUUCAAAAGCUGACUGGUUGUGAAAGACGGAACAACGAGGUCUUUGUGUUAGUACCCUGUGAGCUCUCUGACCAGUCUCGUAAUUAGCGUUCACCACAUCAUGCUAAUCUUCAAAUAAAAGGAUUUUCCACGGCAGGCUCCUUCUCAAAGGCCCCCUCUAUUUAGUGCUACAUUUUGUUUGAGAAACACACAUAGUUUGCCUGCUAUUAGGAGGUACAUAUAGAACCACUGUUCAGAUGAGAGUCUAGACAGAACCAGGAAGGAAGAAGCAGUUGGACUAUCAAACAUGAGUGGAGCUGUGCAGAAGAUCUACCACCUUGCUGCUUUUAGCUGGUAUGCAUUUGUCAUACAGUCACUUUACGCCAAAGGAGAUGAAGACCUUCCACCUGGGAUAUUUGUUUAUGGCGGUCCCUGGAAAUACCUGACAUUCUUAAACCUGAUUCUCCAGAUGGUGUUCUUUGGCCUGGCUGCACUGAAUGACCUCCAGUCCUCGGUGAAAGGCUUGCGUGUGGCCAGGGACCUGCUCUUCUCAAUCUAUGCCUUCCCAGUAGGCAUGUUUGUGGUCAUGUUGUUUUGGUCGAUCUUUGCAUACGACCGGCAACUCGUUUACCCUGCAUCUCUGGACAAUUUCUUCCCUCCCUGGAUAAACCAUGCAAUGCACACCUUUGUGUUACCAAUCCUAAUUGGAGAGAUUUUGCUACAACCUCAUGCCUAUCCAAAGACCAAAACAGGAAUGACGGCAUUAGGUGUUGUAGGGCUUGCCUACUUAAGUUGGGUGAUUUGGGUGUACCUGAGUGUGGGUAUCUGGGUGUAUCCCCUCCUCUCUUUGUUCAGUCCAGCUGGACUGAUAGGCUUCUUCUUUUUCAACAUGACCGUGGUGACUCUGCUUUAUCUGCUGGGGCAGACCCUGAACAGCUGCAUUUGGGGGAAAACGCAGAAGGUCAAGAGGAAAGCAUAGAGAUGGGAUUCCUGGGAUAUUUAUUGACACAUUUGCCACGUGCCGAUACCCCUCCGCAUA